AUGUUAGGGCAGCAGCAGCAGCAACUAUACUCGUCGGCCGCGCUCCUGACCGGGGAGCGGAGCCGGCUCCUCACCUGCUACGUGCAGGACUACCUCGAGUGUGUGGAGUCGCUGCCCCACGACAUGCAGAGGAACGUGUCUGUGCUUCGGGAGCUGGACAACAAAUAUCAAGAAACAUUAAAGGAAAUUGAUGAUGUCUAUGAAAAAUAUAAGAAAGAAGAUGAUUCAAACCAGAAAAAACGCCUACAGCAGCAUCUCCAGAGAGCAUUAAUAAAUAGUCAGGAAUUGGGAGAUGAAAAAAUUCAGAUUGUCACGCAGAUGCUCGAAUUGGUGGAAAAUCGGGCAAGGCAGAUGGAGCUGCAUUCACAGUGUUUUCAGGAUCCUGCUGAAGGUGAGCGCGCCUCGGAUAAGGCAAAGAUGGAUUCCAGCCAACCAGAAAGAUCUUCCAGAAGACCCCGCAGACAGAGAACCAGUGAAAGCCGUGAUUUAUGCCACAUGACGAAUGGGAUUGAAGACUGUGAUGAUCAGCCACCUAAAGAAAAGAAAUCCAAGUCAGCCAAGAAAAAGAAGCGCUCCAAGGCCAAGCAGGAGAGGGAAGCUUCGCCUGUUGAGUUUGCAAUAGAUCCCAAUGAACCUACAUACUGUUUAUGUAACCAAGUGUCUUAUGGGGAAAUGAUCGGAUGUGACAAUGAACAGUGUCCAAUUGAAUGGUUUCACUUUUCAUGUGUCUCACUCACCUAUAAACCAAAGGGGAAAUGGUAUUGCCCAAAGUGCAGGGGAGAUAAUGAGAAAACAAUGGACAAAAGUACUGAGAAGGCAAAAAAGGAUAGAAGAUCGAGGUAG
Molecule: messenger RNA, 843 nt
Organism: Puma concolor (puma)
Lineage: Eukaryota; Metazoa; Chordata; Mammalia; Carnivora; Felidae
Gene: ING2
Product: inhibitor of growth family member 2
Biological process (GO): positive regulation of DNA-templated transcription
Cellular component (GO): nucleus
Source: RefSeq, a predicted model, not a curated record